CCAUCCAAGCCGGUUUCCUAUUUCUCUCUCCUCUUGCGCUUAUCGUGCUCUCAUCUUUGGCAUUUUCCUCCCCGAUAAAAAUGAAAUCUUUGGAGCCUUCUUCGGCUCAGAAAAUUUCUUGGAGAGGAUGGAAGGAGGGCAAGAGGAGAGGGUGCCGUUGUUGGAGGGCUGGUCUGGGCCGGCGGAGAACUUGGGACGGAGAAAUUCGGUAAACUCAAUGCGAGGGGAGUUUAUGGCGAGCCUGCCGGAGAAGGUGAAGCAGGGGGUCGACCCGGAGAAUCCCUAUCAAAUCGACGUCUCCCGGAUGAAAGGCUUGAUGGAUGGAGAGAAAGAGUACUAUGAAAAACAGUUUGCGACACUUAGAUCUUUUGAUGAAGUAGACUCACUAAAUAGUCCCAAUGGGUACAGCAACGAUCAAGUUCUUCAAGAGCAAGCCCAAAGUGAAUUUGCAAUGAGAAUAUCAAAUUAUGCAAAUAUUGCUUUGUUGGCAUUAAAGAUUUAUGCUACCAUAAGAAGUGGAUCCAUUGCUAUUGCUGCUUCAACACUUGAUUCCCUGUUGGAUCUUAUGGCUGGUGGAAUUCUUUGGUUCACACAUCUGUCAAUGAAGAAUAUAAACAUUUAUAAAUACCCAAUUGGCAAGUUGCGCGUGCAGCCAGUAGGCAUCAUUAUCUUUGCUGCCAUCAUGGCUACAUUAGGAUUUCAGGUUCUAGUACAAGCCCUUGAACGCUUGAUAGAAAAUGAAGCACCUGAGAAAAUGUCCCAUGCACAACUUGUGUGGCUCUACUCAAUCAUGUUGUCUGCCACUGUGGUAAAACUAGCUCUCUGGCUUUACUGCAGAACCUCAGGGAACACAAUAGUCCGGGCCUAUGCUAAGGACCACUACUUUGAUGUUGUAACCAAUGUUCUGGGCUUGGCUGCUGCUGUUCUUGGUGAUAAAUUUUAUUGGUGGAUUGACCCUACUGGAGCAAUUAUCCUUGCAAUUUAUACAAUUUCAAAUUGGUCUGGAACUGUUUGGGAAAAUGCAGUUUCACUGGUUGGUCAAUCAGCUCCUCCAGAGGUGUUGCAGAAAUUGACAUAUCUUGUUCUAAGGCAUGAUGCUCAAAUUAAACGUGUUGACACAGUUCGAGCUUAUACUUUUGGAGUCCUCUACUUUGUGGAGGUUGACAUCGAACUUCCAGAGGAUUUGCCUUUGAAAGAAGCACAUGCCAUAGGAGAAUCACUGCAGAUAAAGAUUGAGGAACUUCCUGAAGUUGAACGGGCAUUUGUGCAUCUUGAUUUUGAAUGCGACCACAAGCCAGAGCAUUCUAUUCUUGUCAACCUGCCCAGCAGACAGCCUUGAGCUCCGUGCAUCUUUUUCUUGUGCACAUCGUCAUGGUACGUCCAACCCAUCAACGAGAAAUGAAGGUGCUUGUAUGUGAAAGGUGAGCUUGCUUGCUCUUCAUUAAGAAAAUGUCAGUUGUUUGAAUCCAAUGCUAGAAGUUUUAUAGUGUGUUAUUCUAAAAGGCUAAGUUAUGCUAGAAGUUUUCGGAAUGAGAAUCUAUGUCUCAAGACUACAUCAUCUGGUCUUCGAAAUACGAGUCAGUCAGAAAGUUUUGAUGAUAA
Messenger RNA from Elaeis guineensis (African oil palm), 1602 nucleotides. RefSeq names its product metal tolerance protein 4. Gene Ontology annotation, molecular function: manganese ion transmembrane transporter activity. Gene Ontology annotation, cellular component: membrane. Gene Ontology annotation, biological process: transmembrane transport; monoatomic cation transport. The record is from RefSeq and is a predicted model, not a curated record. Lineage: Eukaryota; Viridiplantae; Streptophyta; Magnoliopsida; Arecales; Arecaceae.